AUGACCAAGUUGCGACGUGGCGAUACUGGCGAUGCCGGCGAAACGUCUGGGAAUGUACCACGUCCACGGUCCUACUCUGGAAACGAUGCUGCAUACAAUGGACUCCGGACUAGGUGCGUUCCUUUAAGUCUUCCUACCAAUAUGACCGAGUUGCGAAAAUAUGGUCAAACAACUUCCAUACAACGAAGGGGGACUGCGACCACACAAAAGGCCACACCAUCUUGGCCUUUAUACCUUCGAUUACUACUCUAG
Molecule: messenger RNA, 252 nt
Organism: Protopolystoma xenopodis
Lineage: Eukaryota; Metazoa; Platyhelminthes; Monogenea; Polystomatidea; Polystomatidae
Source: the annotation of a GenBank genome assembly